AUGUUAACUUUUAAAGUUAUUUUACCAGAUUAAUCAGAAGCUCAAUAUCAAAUAUCUAAAACUUCAAGUGUUAAAUAAUUUGUCUAAUUCUUAAAGGAAUAGAAUAAUGAUAAAGAUUGGAAUAAAUAUGAAUUAGAGUUAUAUUUAUUUGAUUAAUGUUUAAAUCAAGAUGGAUAAGUAGAUAAAAUUAUAUGUAGUCCAUAAAAUGAUUACUUAACUUUGAAAGUAAAAAAAGGGGAAAGAAUUAAAAGAUUAUAAACAUUUUUUACUUCUGCUUUGGAGAAAAUGCAAAAGAAAACUAAAGCUGAUAUGACAGGUCUUUAGAAGGCUUUAAAGAAGAGUUCAACUAUAUAAGAUAUACCAUAAUAAACAGAAAAAAAGAAUAUAAAAAAGUUAUUGUCCUUUUUUGUAAGUGCUUCUCAUAAAAUUGCUGAAAUGUCAAGAUAAAAAACAUUAAAUUUUACUGAAAAAGUUUAAUAAAAUGAAAAAGUCAAACAUAUGGCUUAUAGUUAGGAUCCAAGUAGAAUAAAUUAAGAAGAGGAUCCAUUAAAAAAUAACAAUGAUACUGUACUGGGUUUAUUAGAUCAUUUAGAAAAACCAAACAAUUAAAAUUUUUAUCAUAAAAAUAAUGAUACAUAGAUAAAACCUAAAUCUUUAAGUCCAGAAGCAAGAAAAUACUUAGAGAGAAAGAAGAAAGCCAUAGAGAAUUUAAAUGAUCCUAAUUAAUAAGCAAAAGCUAAAUAAUUAGUUGCUGAAUUGAAAAGACAAAGAAAAGAAUUAGAAAAUAGAAGGACUAAAUAAUUAAACAAUGAAUCAGAUUAAUUGGAGGAAAGCAUCGAAAAAUAUAAAAUAGAAAGAGAACAAUACAAAGAAUAUCUUAAUUAAGAAAAACGAAUGAAAAUUUAAGAAAGAUUAUUAGAAAUGUAGAAAAAUCAAGAAAUAUAAUAAUAAAGAAAUUAUGAAUAAAAAAAUCUUAUUUAGGAAUUGAAAAAUAAGGAAAGGGAGAAAAAGAAACUAUUAGAAGAAAAAGAAGAAAUUUUAAAAAAAUAAUAUUAUGAAGAUGCAAAAGUAAUUUAUAUUGUAUUAAUUAAAGCUAAAAUUAUAACAAAGAAAAAAAUUAGCUAUUCCUAUCAGAUUGGAAGAAAUUAAUAAGCAUGAAGAAGAUUAUUUAAAUAAGAAGCAGUUACUCAAAUUGGAAAAGGAUUAAAAAAAAAUAGAAAGGGAAAUUGUAAUACAAUAAGAAACUAAAUAAAUAUAUAAAGCUAAAUAAAUUUUAUAAAAAGUUAUGGAUGGAGAUUAGAAAAUCAAAAACAAAGAAAUUGUUGAAAAAUAAUAAAAAGCUGAAAAAAUAUUAAGAAAAUAGAAAUAUGCCGAAAUAGUUAAAGAAUAUCAUAAGCCAAACAUAAAAAUUUAAACAGACAUUUAAUUUAGUAGAGCAAAUAAAUCAGAUAAUUCAAUUUAAGAAGAAUAUAUUGAGUAUGAAAUUUAAUCGUUUAAUUAGUUUUUUAAAAGAAGGAGAAGGUAAAUCAAGCUCAACAAAAGUAGACUCAAUUCGUAAUAGAUUGUAUAGAUAAGCAUAAUAAGGAUCAGGUAUUUUAGUUAAUAAUAGUAGAAAAGAAUGUACAUAAAAUUUAAAAUGUUUUAAAUUUAUAAAAAGUAAACAAAACGAGAGUGACAGAAUCCUUGUAAAGAGGUUUUGUACCAAAUCCUUCCCUUUAUUAUUAGCCUAAAGGAAUGAAGAGUGAAGUUUAAGUUGAAGAAUAAUAAAAGAAAAAACCAAUAAAUUAUUUAAAAGAAUUAGAAAAAGAAAGAAAGAAUUAAUAAGGAAAAGUAGGACAGUAAAAAAGUCUUAGUGUUCCUAGAUUGCAAUAAGAUUAUAAAUCAAUAAUAGAAAGAGGUAAACGAUAUGAGAAAGAAGCAUAACGUAAAGAACAUGAGGCAUUCUAUAAAAAUAAUGAGACAUUAAAGGAAGAAGCAGACGAUUUAUUUUUAAAAAGUGUCUAAGAAAAAAUAAGAUUCUUGGAGAAAAUUUGA
This is a messenger RNA of Paramecium sonneborni, 2034 nucleotides long. Lineage: Eukaryota; Ciliophora; Oligohymenophorea; Peniculida; Parameciidae. The record is from the annotation of a GenBank genome assembly.